AUGAGAGAGAUCGUUCACAUUCAAGCCGGUCAAUGUGGAAAUCAAAUUGGAGCGAAGUUCUGGGAAGUGAUCUCCGAUGAGCACGGGAUCGACCCAACUGGCGGAUACGUUGGAGACUCGGAUCUGCAACUUGAAAGGAUCAACGUCUACUACAAUGAGGCUUCAGGAGGAAAAUACGUUCCCCGAGCCUGUUUGGUCGAUCUUGAGCCCGGCACAAUGGACUCGGUGAGAGCUGGACCCUUUGGACAACUCUUUCGGCCAGAUAACUUCGUUUUCGGUCAAUCCGGUGCUGGAAACAACUGGGCAAAGGGGCAUUACACAGAGGGAGCUGAACUCGUCGACAAUGUGCUUGAUGUAGUGAGAAAAGAGGCUGAGAGUUGCGAUUGUUUGCAGGGCUUCCAAAUGACGCACUCGCUUGGCGGCGGCACAGGAUCAGGGAUGGAUUUAAACCAUCUCGUGUCGAUGACGAUGAGUGGGGUGACCACUUGUCUUCGUUUCCCUGGUCAAUUGAAUGCCGAUUUGCGAAAAUUGGCUGUGAACAUGGUACCGUUCCCGCGUCUCCAUUUCUUUAUGCCCGGCUUUGCUCCACUUACAUCAAGAGGAUCACAACAAUAUCGAGCCCUGACUGUACCCGAGUUGACCCAACAAAUGUUCGACGCCAAAAACAUGAUGGCCGCCUGUGAUCCAAGACACGGACGAUAUUUAACCGUUGCCGCAAUGUUUAGAGGAAGAAUGAGUAUGAAGGAAGUCGACGAGCAAAUGCUAAACGUUCAAAACAAAAACUCGUCCUAUUUUGUGGAAUGGAUCCCGAACAAUGUCAAGACUGCUGUGUGCGACAUUCCGCCAAGAGGAGUGAAAAUGGCGGCAACUUUUGUCGGCAAUUCAACCGCUAUUCAAGAGCUCUUCAAACGAAUUUCCGAGCAAUUCACAGCGAUGUUCCGGCGAAAGGCUUUCCUUCAUUGGUACACCGGUGAGGGGAUGGACGAGAUGGAGUUCACCGAAGCCGAAUCGAACAUGAAUGAUCUUGUUUCCGAAUAUCAACAAUAUCAAGAUGCCACUGCUGAUGACGAGGGAGAGUUCGAGGCCGCUCACCACGAUGUUGAG
This is a messenger RNA of Mesorhabditis belari, 1104 nucleotides long. Lineage: Eukaryota; Metazoa; Nematoda; Chromadorea; Rhabditida; Rhabditidae. The record is from the annotation of a GenBank genome assembly.